Molecule: messenger RNA, 1272 nt
Organism: Beauveria bassiana ARSEF 2860
Lineage: Eukaryota; Fungi; Ascomycota; Sordariomycetes; Hypocreales; Cordycipitaceae
Product: integral membrane family protein
Exons: 6
Coding region: 1-1272 (423 amino acids)
Source: RefSeq, a predicted model, not a curated record
AUGGCCGAAGUCGAUCUCAACGAAUACAAUGGCGGCCGCUUGGUCGGCGCCACCAUCGCUCUACUGGUUCUGAGUUGGAUCACGAUUGGACUACGCACAUAUACCCGAGCCGUGAUCAUGAGGAGUUUCCAGUCCGACGAUUGGUUGAUGUUGGUGGCUCAGAUCAUCUUUACAUCAAUGUGCGCGUUCAUCUUCGAAGGCGUGCGUAGAGGCAUGGGACGACACAACGCAGCUAUCGAGUCUGACGAUGAUACAGUUGCUGCCCUCAUGUGGCAAGCGAUUGCGACGAUUGCCUACAUCCUGUCCAUGAUGUUCGUCAAACUCAGCAUCGGUGUCUUUCUUCUUCGACUAUCCGCCAGAAAAGUCUACACCAUCAUCAUCAAAAUCAGUCUCGUCGUUGUCACCCUAUAUACGCUGGGCGUCUUUUUCUGGGAUGUUUUCCAGUGCAUGCCCGUCGCCAAGCAGUGGGAUUACAGAAUCACAGAGGGCCAUUGCGCUAGUGGGCAAGACAUUAUCAAUGCCGCCUACGCCAUCAGUGUCCUCACUGUUGUUUCGGAUUGGCUCUACGCGCUGCUGCCAAUCCCCAUGCUGUGGAACGUCAAAAUGACCAAGCAAGCCAAGGUCACGGUAGUCCUUAUUCUUGGUCUUGGUAUUUUCGCCAGCAUUGCUACACUAAUACGUGUCAAGUUCUUGGCUUCUCUGACAGAGACGGAUGAUCUGCUCUUUUCUGCAACCGAUGCCUUACUCUGGAGUAUGGUAGAGCCUGGCGUUGCAAUCAUCGCCUCGAGCCUCGCAACCAUUCGACCCUUGCUGCGCGUUCUCAAGAUCCGUGGCUUCGAAUCAACGCACCGCACGCGAUCUACAGGAUUGUCGGGCAAGAAGCAGGGAAGCUCUAUGCCGGGAUAUGGACCCAACGAUGUCUCGCUGCACCGCGUCACUGUCGUUGAUUCUGAGAGUCGCAGUGAGGCCAUGGCCUAUGACGAGUACCAUCGCCAUGCGGCCGGACUAACUUCGCAUCCGCCGCCCUUGGCUUACAAUAACGACCCGAUGCUGGGAAACAAGGUCAGCAUCUCUGCUGGUGGUAGCGGCACACCUGUACGGAAAGAUUCCAACAGUGAGGUCUACAUCAUUGAGGGCAAAACAGUUUCCCCGACAUGGAGUCCACGCGAAUACCCGGCCUCAGACAGAUCCGUCGAGGACAUGAGUGCCCUGGAGGAGCAGAGCCAGGAUCUGGGCAAUGGUACAUCGAGUCGGCAUGGGCGCCGGCCUUGA